UUUCCGCGUUCAAGCCGGACGGAGUGCGUCUAGGGCCCGCAGACCUGCCCGGGAACGCGUAAAGCCGCACGCACGCACCGCCCACGUCCAGUUUGCGAAUCCGGAGGCGACCGGUUCCAAUAAUGCCCCGGAAGGCAGCUAAUCCAGAGGAGGCAGCUGGAGAGCCGGACCCUGAGGAGAUGGAGGCUGGACGGCCGCGGCCGGUGCUUCGCUCGGUGAACUCGCGCGAGCCCUCUCAGGUCAUCUUCUGCAACCGCAGUCCGCGCGUCGUGCUGCCUUUGUGGCUCAACUUUGACGGCGAGCCCCAGCCCUACCCGACCUUACCACCGGGCACCGGCCGCCGCAUCCACAGCUACCGAGGUCAUCUUUGGCUCUUCAGGGAUGCGGGGACCCAUGAUGGACUUCUGGUUAACCAAACAGAGCUGUUUGUGCCAUCCCUCAAUGUCGACGGACAGCCUAUUUUUGCCAACAUCACAUUGCCAGUGUAUACCCUGAAAGAACGGUGCCUGCAGGUUAUUCGAAGCCUGGUGAAGCCUGAGAACUACAGGAGACUGGACAUCGUCAGGUCGCUCUAUGAAGAUUUGGAAGACCACCCAAAUGUGCAGAAGGACAUACAGCGGCUGACCCAAGAGCACCUUGAGAAUAAGCACCUGGGAGAGGAGCCUGAAGGAGUCCAUUGAGAGUAGUGGUCCUGAAUUUCAGCCUUGAUGGUCUGAAAUUGAUCUACAUAUAGGACAGGUCACUUUCUUUCAGUUUUAAAAUGGUUCAUUCUUGGAGUAAAAUAUCCAUCAUGUAAAAGAAAGUUAACUAACGUCACUGAGCCUUGUAGUGUUUAAGAAUAAACAUGCAAAGUGCCGCUGAGUCUGCCCUUUGUAGAGCACUCGGGAGAAGGGGCUAGCAGCUUUGCUUCCUGGUGAGGCUGGAGGUUCAUUGUAAGGAUGUCUGUGUAUGCUCUUCAGCAGGAGCUGCGCUGUGUCCUUUAUCUGAAGAAUGCUGCUGCAUUUGAACAGAGGGCCUCCACCUCUUGCUUUGGGAAGUCUGAGAAGGCCCUAACACUGGGAUGUGCCUAAUGUUUGUGGAGUCUUCAGUCAUGAAUGUUGGAUGAAGAAACCAUUAGGUGCUUGGUGGAAGAGUUGGGAGGGUCUGGCUCUUUGUCUGAGGAAAGCCUUAAGUGCACACAUAAAGGAGCAGCUUAGCAGCUUCUGGUUAGGAAGAACUCUGAUUUUUUUAUGUCUCAGCACUUUCUACUUUGUUUGUUUUUUAUUUUAUUUUUGAGACUUUUGUGUAGCCCAGGCCAGCUUCGGUCUCUCAAUAGGGAUGCAGGUCCUGACUUCCUGACCCUCUGGGAAUGUGUCCCCUGCCCCAGCACUGGGAGCACAUGUGUGCGUGCCAGCCUGCUGUGCUCUUGCUCUUCCCAUUUAGAGACGGGCUCCUCCUGUAGCCUGUCUGGCCGAGGGCUGGAGUUGGUCCUGCUUCCCGACCUACACUGCACUCUGGCAGUGUGCUUUGUGAGCUGGGUGGGCUCUCCGUACUCACUGCCACAGACAGUACUCACUGACAGAAGAGCCAUCCUUGUGUUGAAGUCUGGUUUUGAGAGCUCCUGUCUUUGAGGAAGCUGCUGGCAGGAGCAGGGAUUUCUAUUCCUUUUUUUUUUUUUUUUUUUUUUUUUUUUGGUUUUUCGAGACAGGGUUUCUCUGUGUAGCCCUGGCUGUCCAGGAACUCACUUUGUAGACCAGGCUGGCCUCGAACUCAGAAAUCCUCUGCCUCCCAAGUGCUGGGAUUAAAGGCGUGCGCCACCGCCUGGCAGGGAUUUCUAUUCCUUCCUGUCGGCCCCUAGCAUUCCACUUUGUUUUGGAAGGCCCUGGUUCUGCUUUCAUUGGAGAAGGGAGUGAAGCUCCAGUCAGCCACACACUCCAAACAAUGGGUCACAGAGCAGUCUGGAACGUGCAGUAGUCUUAUGGAUGGUCACGGCUUUUCUUGCAUAUUCAAAUAUUCAUAUUCAUUACUUCUAUCAAAUAUUUUGUGAAACAUAAUUUUUUAUUUGUUUUUAAUUUUCUUAGCAGAGAAAAAUUAGAGAGCCCUGGGUAUUGUGGCAUACACCAGAAAGGACAAUCAACUAAUAGGAAGCAGAAAGGCUGUCAUGUAGUCUCAGAUUCAUGUAACCCCUGUAGCGGGUGUUCUCUGUAGAGUAUAUUUUAAUUGGUUAAAGCAGUAUUUUAAUUGGUUAAAGCAGUUUGUCGUAGCCAAGAUCAUAAGGUAUAUACAGUUUUGUAUCCUGAUUUUUCAUUAAACUUCAUUGUCUUUUGUUAGUUUUUUUUUUCUCCUCUUCUUUGUUUUUUAGGUUUGUUUUUUUUUUUGUUUUUUGUUUUAUGGAGACAGGGUUUCUCUGUGUAACCCAGGCUGUCCUGGAACUCCUUUUGUAGACCAAACAACUGAUUACUGGCCUCAAAUGGAGAGAUCUGUCUGCCUCUGCCUCCCCAGUGCUGAGAUUGAAGUAUGCCUAUCUUCAUCUAACUUUGUAAGUUCUCUUUUCCAUGUUACUGCACACACUAUAAAUACCGGUGUGCCAUCCUCUUCCUUUGAGGGUGACUGUUGGGAGUAUUUGUCCAAAUCCUGGGCUCCUUGAGUGCAGUCUGAUGCUCUAAGAUCAGCAAAAUGACUGAACUAAAUCCUGACACUUCCCACUGUCGUCUCAGUGUCUCUCCUUAGUCUGCAACAUUCCAUGAAUGAAGUGGCCACAGGCCAGUGUGGAGGGCCUGUGUGUGGGAAUAGAAGCUGCCAAGCUAUUGCAAGAUCGGUUUUAUUUCUUUAAACCUAUCUCUGUCUCUAAAAGAUGUAAUGUUUGUGUUAUUCAACUGGAAGUUUGUACUGUUCUCUGUGCUGUCGCCACUUUUUGGACAUGAGUCACUUGUCCUGGGACAUCUGUAAAUGUGUUCUUCAGACUGUGUUUUCUCCUUUGAGUUUUCUGAAAAAAGCUGGCCUUUAGUACAAUAAAUGGUGCUGAGUGAAGGAA
This is a messenger RNA of Arvicanthis niloticus (Nile rat), 3013 nucleotides long. RefSeq names its product von Hippel-Lindau tumor suppressor (gene Vhl). The record is from RefSeq and is a predicted model, not a curated record. Lineage: Eukaryota; Metazoa; Chordata; Mammalia; Rodentia; Muridae.